UCCCGCGCAACCUGCGCCUCCGUUCGCACAGAUAGUACCUCGCUCGCCGCGCGCAGAGCGAACCAUCGCGCUAUAUUCCAACACUUAACGCGUUUCUUAGUCAACACUGGAUACGAUAGUGUAAACAUGAAGUGACAGACAAACUUAAGUGAUGCUCUCAUAGACUCUAAAUCACAAGAUGACAGUAAUGCUUCGAGCAAUAUUGGCGGAUAUGGUUUAUGAGAAAUAUUCAUAUAGAUUCGAUUGCAACUAAUAAGUAAAGCAAAAUGGAGGGUGUGAGGGUUACCCACCAAGGCGUUAAGGCUCACACGCCUGAAGGCUCGGCUGGCCGUAUUACUCAGGCGGGCCUUGCAGCCCGAAGUCCUGAGGGCACUGCUGCGAAAGCCAUGGCUAUCAAAGGCCAUGAAGACCUGUGGGUGGAAAUCCAGGCGAAUACCUUUAGAAACUGGAUUAAUGAAACUCUCAAACCGAUGAACAUAAAGGUAAUCGACUUGGUAGAGGAUUUACGAGAUGGAACAAUACUUUGUUCGCUAGUGGAAGCCCUACAAGGGCGUAAACUAAAAGGUUGGAGCCGAAAACCUAGUAAUCAACAUCAUAAGUUGGAAAACGUUACCACCGCCUUGCAAGCCAUUGAAGACGACGGAGUUAAAUUAGUUAAUAUAGGUAAUGUGGACAUAGUUAAUGGAAAUCUCAAAUUAAUAUUAGGAUUGAUUUGGUCACUUAUCGUCCGAUAUCAAAUUGGAAGAAGUAAAUUCCCACCAAGAAAGUUGAUGCUAUCUUGGCUGCAAUCGACCCUGCCAGAGUGUCGAGUCAGCAAUCUUACGACCGACUGGAAUAGUGGUGUGCUCCUAUCGGCGCUUCUCGACUAUUGCAAACCUGGCGCAUUCCCACACUGGAGGGAACUAAAUCGUCACGAGGCUGUAGAGAAUUGUAGAAGAGCAAUGAAGUUGGCCCAUCGUGAAUUGCAAGUGCCCAUGGUUUUGGAGCCGGAGUAUCUGGCGUCACCAUGGCUGGAUGAACUGUCUGGCAUGACGUAUCUGUCUUACUUCAUGAAGCCGGACUCUGCGGGAGUGAAAGCUACGUUGGACUGGGUCAAUUCACGUCUAGAGAGACCUAUUUCAAAUUUCACGACUGACUGGAACGACGGUCGAGUAGCAAAUGAACUUGUAAGAUCGAUGGGGGGACCAGCCCCUCCACCAAGCCGACUAAGGCGGGAUCCAGCACGCUGGGAAGAAAACAACCAACAAGCAAUUGACGCGGCCAAAAAACUAGGAGUUCAGCCAGUAUUGUCAGCGAAAGACAUGAGUUCUAGUGACGUAGAACACUUAGGUGUAAUGGCAUGGGCUACCCAGUUCCGAAACAUCCCACCGCGUCCGCCCGUACAUGACAUGUUGCGAGUCGCACUCGAUUCCACUUCGGGGCGGGUAGGAGAGCCUACAUAUAUUAAAGUGGAAAGCAUAUCGAGGGAUCUUUCAAUAUCUGAUGUAAAAGUAUACAUAGUGAAUCCAUUAGAGCAGGAAUCGAGGCUCAAGCUGGAUUCAAGAGGUUCCGGGGAAUUCGUACCGGAACACGCUGGUAUGCACGAAAUUGUUCUCGUAGUCGACGAUAUCAGGGUCGAUGGCAGAUACUUUUUCCGAGUAUUGCCAAGAUUGGUGUCGGUCCCUCCACCUGGCAUGGCGCCUUGUGCAGCUGGUAGUCUUGUGGAAGUGUUAGUUAGUGCAACAGGUGCACCUCGCCGUGAAGAUAUAGAUGUAACAGCACACUCACCGAGUGGAAGAGCUGUGCCGUUAGAGGCACGGCACCCCCCACCAUCAGCGCCGGGCACCACCGCAUCCAGCGCUACUUUCCAACCGGAUGAAGCGGGUACUUGGACUAUCGCGAUUACAUACAAGGGAGAACAUAUACAGGGAGGUCCCUUCACGUGCGAAGUUUUCGAACCAGCGGGCGUGCGCCUCAGCCCGGGCGCACUGGAAGGGGCUGAGCCCCUCAAACCGCACUCUUUCGAGUUGGACACUAGCGGGUGCGGCGUCAAGGGUGACUUGCAGCUAGACAUCGUUCAUGAUAAACGAAGCGUAAUGUGUGCUCUAGAGAAGUUGUCGCCAACUAAAUAUCGAGCGACAUUCAUGCCAAAGGCACCGGGAAAGCAUCGGUUGUAUAUAUAUUUCAACGGUUAUGAUGUUCACGGAUCGCCGCAUGUGUUUAGAGUAGGGUCACGCUCUAAAAAACCAAGAGACAGCGCGAGUCCAUCGCCAGCGUAUGCCAGAAUAUCAAGUCCAGUUACCCGCUUAAGAUCUGAAAGCCCUCACAAUCCGUACAAUUUAUAUGAAACUAAUGCUACGAAAUAUAACACGAGCUCAAUAGAUCGACGGGAAGAGCGGCGAGAUUCGAGCGAUUAUUAUAAACUUGGAUCAGAUAUCAAAGAAAAGUCUUUCGAUGUUACCGAUUCGUACACUACAAGGAUUAACAAAAAAGAAACGUAUAAAUACGAGCCUGAAAGUCCACGAAAUAGAACAGCCAGUCCUAUAACAUCCAAAUAUUUGGGAAAUGGCUCGAGAUUGGACAUUAACAGGUCAAAUAGCCCGUACAGAGCAAGCAGCCCAUACAGAGCGACAAGUCCAGUCGGUCGAACAAGCCCGCUAACUAGGAAAGACAGUCCUUUGAAUAGGACGGCUAGUCCAAUUAACCGCGUUAAUAGUCCGACGGAACGUUACAGUCCCGUUACAACUACGAAACGGGUAGUAGAGAAACGUUCCAAUUACAAAAUGUACAGUUCAUAUAGUGGAUCUCAAGAUAAUCUUGAUCAGAGCAGUCCAUUAUCGUCAUUGGAAAAUGAACGUGCUAGAAGAUAUGGGAGUCCAGGGAUAGGCGAAGGUGGAGAUCCGGGAGGGAAAGCGUAUAAUACAAGAAAAGAUUCCUGGGAUUCAGUGGAGAAAACAAGGCAGAUGCUUAGUAAUAAUAGCUUGGAGUCAAGCAAUACAGAGCGGUAUGGACAGAACACACUCGAGCGGGAGACACAGCGCAACACGCAGUUGAACAAGUUUAGCGAUUUGUCGCGCGACUCGUUUAACCGCCAACUCGACCGGUUGGCCGACGAGCGCGAAUCGGACACUUACACUAGUCGUCAAGAGAUCAAACGUGAAGUACGCGAGAGCUCGUACGUCGUCCGCGACUCCUCUUAUAGCAGUGUGGAGGAAACGCGCCAACAGCAUCAGUCUUUUUUAUCCAAUAGGCCCCCCCGCGACCCGACCGGGGGGGCCCCUACUGAGACGGACGCUGCUCAUGCCCGUUUCAGACCCAUUCAAAGGGAUAACAAUAGAGGUGCCAAAGGAAUAGUAAUAAAACCAACUUACAAAGGAGUUGUAGGACAACCUGUUGAGUUUAUAGUGGAUGCCAGUACGGCAGGCCCAGGACAACUCGAACUGGAGGUGUCCGGCGGUAACGGUGCGCUGGUGGCGAGCUCGGUGAGAUCGUUGGGCGCACACAGAUACAUUGCCGCCUUCACCCCGAGGGUGUUGCGCCCGCAUUCUGUGCGGGUCACUUUUAACAAUGAACACGUCCCAGGAUCUCCGUGGCAAGUCGAGGUUAUGGCAGGGCCGGCGGGCGGCGGCGGAGGGGAACCGACCAGGCUGAUCCCCGCACGGGUGCCUGCCGUCUUUGAGAUUUCCACAUCACCCGGCGCAUCCAGUUUUAGCAAAAACGAGGUUGGUGUGACCGUCACAGCCCCGUCACGAAGACAUGUAACGGCCAGAGUGUUGGAUGUGGCAGAGAGACCCGGCGUCUACCGUAUCGAAUUCACGCCUGAAGAAGUUGGCACACAUCUCAUCGAUGUGUCGAUUGGAGAAGAAAAAUUAGCCGCUGGACCACUCGUCGCAAAAGUGUAUGACGCAAGUCUCAUCAAAGUGACUGACGUGGGUAAUGCUAUAGUUGGACAACAAAGCCAAUUUAGAGUGGAUGCGAGUGCUGCUGGUGAAGGACAGUUAGAAAUUUCAAUCAACGAAGGAGAAGUUCCUAAUCAUGUACAGGUUGUGGGCGGUGGUCGUUGCCUCGUUUUUUGGAGGCCUGAAACCCCAACGCCACACCGUGUUGACAUAAAGUUUAAUGGAGAACCAGUGCCUUCGUCGCCUUUUGUUUUUCAUGUAGCACCUGCGCAAAGAGUCUCUAUUGAUACGUCACAAAUAGAGCUGAUACCGGUUGGCGAGUUAGUAUCAUGCUCAGUUCGCGUGGAAGGAUCUGGCGGUGGUGAACUAACAGUUACCGUGCGAGGACCAAGAGGCGAGGUUCCAGUUCGUCUGACUGGAGAUGUAGUAUCCGGCUUAGUGGCUAGCUUCACAGCUAAGAAUGUUGGACCACAUACAUUAACGGCUCAUUAUAACAAUCAGCCGGUACCGGGAACUCCUUUCAUAUGUAAAGCAUAUGACAGUAAACUAGUAAGUGUGAGUGGGGGAUCAUUGGCUCAAGUUGGAGUACCCGUUCAGCUUGCAGUGGACGCAGCACAAGCAGGAGAAGGAAACCUUGAAAUCACAGUAGCAGCAAGAGGACUAAAUAUUCCUACUCAAGUGCACCCACAGGGCAAUGCAAGGUUCACAGUAUCAUUUACACCAACAGAAGCCUGUGAACAUGUUGUCAAUGUAUCAUUUAACAAAAUGAGAGUGCCAGGCUGUCCACUAGUCAUAGAUGUAUCGGAGGGAGGUGUGAGUGGAGCAAGAGUGACCCUGCCUGGCCCUGUGCCACUGCACCAACCAACUUUCCUCACACUACAUCACUCAACUGCUACUCUGGAACAAAUUGAAGUUAAUGUUGAGGGUCCGAACGGCGCGUCAGUGCCGGCCGCGGUGUCGGCGGCGGGCGCGGGCACGUUCCGCGCGGAGUUCGUGCCGCGAGCGGUGGGGGAGCACCGCUUGAAUGUGCUGGUCGACUCGCAGCCCAUACCCGCUAGCCCGUUUCAUUUGAAGGUAGGAUUGCUUUUUAUCAAUUUUGCGGACAUCUUGUAUGGCAACGAUGUACCAAUAAGUAACUAUACUUUAUUUUCAGUGGAAACAAUGGCCGCCGGGCCGGGCAACCUAGAAGUAACUGUGAACGGUGGACGCGUGCCCACCGCGGCGGCGGCGCAGGGCGCGCACACGUACGCGAUCAGCUUCACGCCGCGGGACCCGCGCCCGCAUACUGUGGAGCUGAGGUUCAAUGGGGAUCACGUGCCUGGGAGUCCGUUUGUCUGUCACGUGUCAGCGCCGGCUCGUGUAAUCGGUGCGGGUUCGGGAGAGUCUCCAGAUAAGGUGUCAGUGGGUGACGCGUACACCUUCAGUGUGGACUCUCCGACUUCACCUCACGUUGAAGUACUAGGUCCUGCUAGAAGACCAGUACCAGUUCAGGUGUCCGCAGAUGAAACAGUGGGCGAAAACGAAGCAAGCAAACGGUAUACAAUAUCGUUCAUUCCAGUUGACGUAGGAGAUCAUAGUAUAGAGGUUCGCGCAGGAGCCAUGGGAGGUCACGUUGAAGGCAGCCCAUUCUUGGUGAAAGCAUACAGCGCAGCCCGAGUAUCUGUUACUGAUAUAUCACCUGGUGUAGUCGGUCGACCUGUUUCCUUCACUAUAAACGCUUCUCAUGCUGGAGCUGGAAAUCUGGAAAUCAUUGUUGCCGUAAAUGGUAGAAAUGUUCCCAACUAUGUUCAGAGUGAAGGGAAUGCUCGAUUCAAAGUUAACUUCAAACCAACGGAAGCGGCUCCUCACACUCUGUCAGUUCGCUUCAAUGGACACGCAGUUCCCGGUUCACCGUUCACUUGCAUGGUGUCUGCUCCGGCGGCUGCUCCUGAUGCUCGAGCUACUGGACCAGGAUUAUCUUCGGCAGCUAGAGGAGAAUCUGCAGAAAUAAACCUCACUGGAUUCCAUACAUGCGAACCAACAAUAUCCGUCACCGGGCCGGGGGGUACCAGCGUGCGUACCAACACCCGCCCGCUAGGCGAGGGCCGGUACACCUGCACGUACACGCCCGAAGCGGUGGGGCGGCACAGCGUGCACGUGCAGUGCGCGGGCCGCCACGUGCCCGGCUCGCCGUUCGUAUGCAACGUGUACGAUGUGAGAUGCGUGCGCGUCACUGGCCUGGGCGCUGGCGAAUUAGAGGGCACGCUCGAGGGGCUAAACUUAGAUGAGAGCGCAGACGAAGAACGAGGAGUGGAAGUGGGGAAGCCGGUCACAUUCAGUGUUGAUGCGGCAGGAGCUGGUGAAGGAACACUUGAAUUAGUCGUUUCUACACCGUCUACCACUGUUAAAGCUGAGGUUGUAGCAGUGGCACGUGGUUUAUAUGACGUCACAUUUAUACCCGUCUCGCGAGAGGCGCAUCGCGUUUCAGUCACGUUCAACGAACAGCCCGUGCCUGGGAGCCCGUUCGUGUGUAGAGUUAACGAACCUCAUACUUAUGUGCAAAUAGGCACUACAGCAACAAUCGAAAUUGACGAGAACCUAUCAGACGUGGAAGUGUUGUCACCAACCGGUACCAGAGUAUCAGAUGCUAACUUGGAAGAUGUGGGUCUAUUAUCCUUCCCAGUGUCGAGAGUGGGGAGAUACGUGGUGCGGAGCGCUAGAGGACCCGUGGCUGAGGUGGAGGCUCUCGAUCCCGCCGCUGUUAAAGUACUAUCAAUUGGCGAAGCGGUGGCACAUAGACCUGCCAUAAUCACAGUGAGCACGAGUGCCGCCGGCGGCGGUCGUCUCUCCGUGCGGGUGUCGAGCGGCGGGCGCACUGUGCCGCACUCGGUGCGGCGGCGCGGCGGUUCUCGUACCGACCUGGUGUGGCACCCGGCUCGCGCUGCCCCGCACCGCAUCGCCUUGCUGUGGAGCGGCACACCAGUGGCCAGGGAGCCACUGGUUGUUGAUGUGCUGCCGGCGCAUCAUGGACAAGAGGUAUCGGCGUCAGGCCUGGGCCUGUACCAAGCGCAGGUGAGCCGCGUGUCGUCGUUCAGCAUCGACACGCUGGGUCGGGCGGCGCGCGAGUUCGACGUCGUGGUAUCGGGGCCGGGGGCGCGCGCGCUGCCGGUGCGCUGCUACCAGACCAAGUCGGGCCUGUUGCAAGCCGAGUUCACCAUCACUGAUGUCGGACAGAGUACCAUUGAGGUACUCCAUCUUUCCAAGGCAAUAACUGGCAGCCCGUACACUUGUGAGUCAUUCGAUCCGAACAAAGUAAUACUCUCUGGUCUACCAACUGGAAACCUCAUCGCUCACACACCUAUCAACUUUACCGUGGACACAAAAGAUGCCGGCGUGGGCGAAUUAGACGUACUCUGUGAAGCGAUGGGCGAGCGGCGCGUACGCCUGCCCGUCGACAUUCGUGAGGACGGACACUUGUACAAAGUGCGCUUGCGACCCACUAUGCCCGCACAUUACCGAAUUUACGUCACAUAUGGAGGUGCCACGAUUCCGGGUAGUCCGAUAUCUCUGGGCGUGCUGAGCGCGCGCGCGAGCAUCGCGGCGCGCUGCGCGGGCACGGGGCUCGCGCACGCGCACGUCGGCAAGGAGGCCGCUUUCACUAUACACUGCGUGGAUAAUGCACCGCCCUCUGUGCAGGUGGAAAGAUUGAACGAUGGUAAAGAAGAAGAUUCCGAUACUGGUUUGCUCGAAUGUCGAGUAGUAGCGGGUGCCCCAAAGGAGUGGUUGUGUGCCUACAUACCGUUAGUAGUGGGGCAAUAUGAAGUGAGGAUAUUUGUGCCGUCUGGACCUUUGCCUGGAAGCCCAUUUUCAGUUAAAGUAAUUGACACAUCAGCCAUAGUAGCGGUGGGUGGGUGGGGCACGGACAAUUCGGGAAGAGUGCGGGCGCCUUCAAAACUCGUUCUGGAUACCAGUAAUGCGGGACCCGGGACCUUGGAAUGUUUGCUCGCUGGAAGGCACCAACGUGUAGAAACGGUAUCAGGACGAGCGGUAGUAACGCUAGCGGCGCCAGAGGGCGUGAGCGGCGAACAGGAAUUGGAGCUUACAUACAACGGGGCCCUCGUCGCCGGGGCUCCGCGCCGGGCCCUCGUGGCCUCUGGCAAUACCGCAGAUCGCGUGACAUUAGCUGGAAGGGGGCUGGCACAUGCCGCACCACACACACCAGCUGUUUUUACUGUUGAUGGUAGCGCAGCAGGUCCGGGUGCUCCAGAAGCAUCGCUAUCAUCACCAGACGGUGAAACAAUACCAGUGGCCCUCUCGGCCGCUGGUCCUGGACUAUGGCGGGCCACUUACACCCCUCGGCGGGCGGGAGACCAUCACCUGCGGGUUCUGUGGGCCGGACGACUCGUUAAGGGUUGUCCGCUCACAGUGAAAGUGAGCGCGGGCUCCGAGAGCGGGGACGCGUCCAAAGUGGUGUGCUCCGGCGCGGGGCUCGCGGGCGGCGUCGUGGGCCGGGACAUACGCUCCUGGAUAGACACGCGCCGCGCCGGUCCCGGGGAACUCACCGCGCAUUGCACCGGCCCUAAUAAGGUGGCGUACUGUGAACUGUACGAGCACGGCGACGGCACGUUCACGCUGAACGUGAAACCAGCUGAGGCGGGCCGGCACGUGCUCAGCGUGCAGUUUGCGGGCGAGCACGUGCCCGGCUCGCCCUUCGUGCUUAAAGUGGCCGGUGCACCGGAUCCCUCUAAGGUUCGCGUGUACGGGCCGGGUAUAGAGGCGGGCGUUCUAGCGACAUUCCAAUCGCGGUUCGUAUGCGACACCCGUGGAGCCGGAGCUGGCCAGCUAACCGUACGAGUGAGGGGACCGAAGGGUGCCUUCCGGGUGGAAAUGCAGCGGGAGAGCCAGAAGGACAGGACCAUUUUGUGCAAGUUCUCGCCAACCGAGCCAGGAGAUUACCGCGUAGAAGUGCGAUGGGCCGGCCGCCAUGUUCCCGGCUCGCCUUUCCCUGUUAUGAUAUUUGACACACAGGAAGAACUCAGACGUUAUUUACAAGCCACUGCUGCUUAAAUCGUUUAUAAUUUAAAUAUAAUAAACGCUUUGUAUUUAAUAAUUCCCUAAUUUCGAAUUUUCAAAGACAUGAACAAAUUGAACUUGAGUUAUUUUAACGCUACAUUUGCCAAGUUUUGAAAUUGUAUUAUAUCGACACUCCACUUUAUAUUUGUAACUAAUGAUGUAAUGAUGAUUAAUAUAGAAAUAAGAAGAUCAUAGAAUUAAUUCUGAAAAUCGAAUAUAUAAUAUUGGAUAUUUUACAAUCAAAUACAGUGUUUAUCAAAAAUGUUAUAAAUUUUAUUAGAGAAUUUGAUUUGUUUGUCGAAAUUAACUUAGUCAUUGCAUGAAACAGCCAGUAUGCCAUAUUUUUAUGUUCUUAUUAAAUAAAGCACUGAAUGAAUAAAACCUUUAUUCAAAACCGCCAUUACAUUCCAAGUAGUAUUAAUAAUAUAUAAUAUAGCUUAUGAAUUCUGAGUGUAUCCGUCCACGGUAACAGAGAUGAUGUUGUUAGGAUAAAUUUUAUAUAAUAUGAGCUUACUUCGAAAAGUACAUUAAAAGUAGAAGGCAUAAUAAAUUUUUUUACUUGUUAAUAUUUAUUAAUACAGAAUAUAGGUUUAACUUCAUAACUAACUUCUGUAAUUGUUUUAUUGUUAUUGUUACCUGCUUGUUGAGCUAUAAGGAGUGGACUGCUGUUAUCAAAUAAUUUAAACCAUCGAAUCUCAAGUAUGUCCGAGCUUUAUAUCUUUGUAAGUAUGUAAUUUUUUUUCAGCGGUUACUAAUUGUUAAUAAAUUGAAAAUUUAUUA
Zerene cesonia (dogface butterfly) is the source of this 9710-nucleotide messenger RNA. It is a transcript of the gene jbug, whose product is annotated as filamin-A. The transcript is spliced from 53 exons. Gene Ontology annotation, molecular function: actin filament binding. Lineage: Eukaryota; Metazoa; Arthropoda; Insecta; Lepidoptera; Pieridae. Gene Ontology annotation, biological process: actin cytoskeleton organization. The record is from RefSeq and is a predicted model, not a curated record. Bases 267 to 8924 code for a protein of 2885 amino acids.